This is a messenger RNA of Betta splendens (Siamese fighting fish), 1393 nucleotides long. It is a transcript of the gene rbm38, whose product is annotated as RNA binding motif protein 38. Gene Ontology annotation, molecular function: RNA binding. The transcript is spliced from 4 exons. The record is from RefSeq and is a predicted model, not a curated record. Lineage: Eukaryota; Metazoa; Chordata; Actinopteri; Anabantiformes; Osphronemidae. Bases 425 to 1195 code for a protein of 256 amino acids.
UGGCUCAUAGCUCACUGAUGUCGAUUUCAAAUAAUUCGUCUGUUUCCUUGUCUGUGGCAGCUAAGCCAUGUGGGGGUUUCCUGCGCGCUUGUGCAGCGCAGGGUGGAGCGGGAGGCGGGAUGCGCCAAUGGAAAAGACGCACCGCUCGUUUAUUGGACCAGACGCGGAGUGAGCGCAGGCAGGACGCGCCUACCGAAGCCCAGGGACUUCGCGUUUUUUCCUCAGGGACGGGAGACAAAAGGGUCCGAGACACCUGUCAGGAGCGCUACGCAUCCCGGAGCUGCGUGCGACGCAUCUGGAGGCUGCGCGUUUAGUCAUGGGCGCCCUGUUAUCGCUCCUGUAGCGUGUGCGCGACAAAGGAGCGCAAAGUUGCUGCGCUGCCUUCUCGGGUUUCUUUGUUAUUCUUUCCGUGUGAUCGAGCCGCAUGAGUUCGCCGCUCUUUUUAGGUCAGUUGGUCGGGGUUCCGUUGGAAAUAAUGCACCACACCAUGGAGAAGGACACAACUUACACCAAGAUCUUUGUCGGCGGGCUGCCGUAUCACACCAACGACGCGUCACUUCGGAAAUAUUUCGAGACUUUCGGGGACAUCGACGAGGCGGUGGUGAUCACGGACAAACAGACGGGAAAAUCCAGAGGAUACGGCUUUGUGACCAUGGUGGACAAGGGGGCGGCGGAGCGGGCGUGCAAGGAUGCAAACCCCAUCAUCGACGGCAGGAAGGCCAACGUGAACCUGGCGUACCUGGGAGCAAAGCCCCGCAGCUCACAGACCAGUCUGUCUGUUGGAGUGCAGCACGUCCAUCCUACCUGGGCUCAGAGGCACUACGGGCUCUCCCAGCAGUACGUCUACCCCCAGGCGUUCCUCCAGCCGAGCCUGGUGCUGCAGUCCCAGCUCAGCCCUGCGGGGGCAGCGGCGGCGCUGGCCUCCCCGUACCUGGACUACAACUCUGCCUACAGCCCGUACGCGCCCACAGGACUGGAGCAGUACCCCUACACCCCCUCGCCGUCGCCCUCUGCUGGGUACCUGGGCUACGGCUUCCCCCCUGCUACGCCGCUGGCGGCCCUCACGGCGCCCCUCACGGCGCCCCCGACCCCCCCGGCCGUCAUCCACCCCCCGCUGGCCGCACUCGCCGCCGUGUCCGCCGCCCCGCAGGCGUUCCUCCACUACCCUUUGCACCAGCCUGACCGUAUGCAGUGAGCAGCCGAGUGGAGCCUGCCGAUGCGAUGGUGACUGCUGACAGUGACUGCUGACCUGUGGGUUCAUGAGGAUGUGACUGGAUAACCAGGAAGAGAGUGUUAUGUAUUCAAAAGGGCUUUUGAAAAACACUCUCUUUCCUGUUUUUUUCUAUAUUAUUGUUGUAAUUAAUGUUUUAUUAAAAUUGUCCUCAGCAUACGA